GUGCAGCAGGGUGGGAGGGUUGGAGAGAGAGAGAGAGAGAGAGAGAGAGAUAGGGGGGGGGAGAGGAUAGGCGGAUGGGUGCUGUGAAAUCCGUUAACAGGGGAGCUCUGUGCAUUUGUUAGACGUCUUGGCUGCUUGCCCAACUUGGCUCAUUGUAAUCGAGGCAUGAUCGUCGACUCCAGGCAGCCCUCUCUGCCGCCUCGGCUGCCUCGCGCCUGGACCCAGCCCAGCUCUCACCGCUGACAUGGAAAGACCCACUCCCAGUGACAUGAUGCCCAAGAGGGAUCAUGAGAGGGACCUGGAACUGGACAAGAAGAUCCAGGCUCUCCGCAGGAAGAAUGAAGCGCUCAUGAAGAGGCACAAGGAGGUGGAGGAGGACAGAAAAAGGGCAGAAGAGGAAGGUAUGUCACUGCAGAACCGCAAGGGCAAAGCUGAGGAUCUCACCAUCACAAUCAGCAAGUCCACCAGUGAUAGUCGCGUGGUGGUGACGAAGCCAUUCAGCGGCGGUUCACCAGCUGGGAAAGGACAGCAGGAGGCCGGGCCGGACAAGGGGGGGGAAGGCCCUCCGCAGGGUGCCGGCCGAGGCCACAGGAAGCAGCUGAUGGUCACCAUGGCUGGCAAGAAGGGUAAGCGGGUGGUGAGCGAGAGGCCAGAGAAGAGGCCGGGCCCUGCGGACGUCAAGAGCCCUACAGAUGACGGACAGGCGAGGUGUUUGGAGUCAGCGGGGAGGGGGAAGCAGCCACCUCACAUGACAAAGAGAGACACAGCAGCACAGGAUGGGGUUAAACAAGGGCAGAAGCACACCGAGGAUCACAGGCUUUCAGAGCAAUGCCAGGAGCCUGAAAGCCUGCAGGCCUUUACAGACCUCAACAUCCCCACGUCGAAAGAGGAGCAGGAGGAGUACGUGCGGUGGAAGAAAGAGCGCGAGCAGAUCGACAGGGAGAGAGUGGCACGCCACAAAAACGCAAAGGGCCAGUGGAGACGGGCGUGGGACGUGGACAAAACUGAGAACAUGUUCUCAGACAAAUCCGUCCCUGACAGAGACUGGGGGCCUUCCAGCAGAGGUGGACGAAAUGCUAGAAGAGGACAGUCCAGGGCAGGUCACGAGAAGCGAGGCAAAGACAAGGGAGCUAAAAAUGUACUAGUGAUGAGCAGUAAAGCAAAAGGCAUAGAUCGUCUGACUGGGAGAGCCAGGAGAUGGCAGGCAAAUGAAGACGGAGAGAACUUAGAGUCUCCUGACACGACAUUAGAGGAUUUCUUGGAGGAACUCGACGGCUUCACGGAUGGAGAAGAUCAGAAAGAUGAGGACUCGAAAAAGAAGCUGUCGCCCAGCCCAGAUUCACUCAGUGCAUCUGAGGAAGGUAGCGGAUCCAUGGCUACACUGAGAGAUGACGCACCCCCCACUCAGGGGACGGCAGAGGACUCGUCGCCUCGGGGUUCGGAGAAGAAAGUACGCUUCUCAGAGGAGCUCCUCCAGGGCCAUCACACAAAGCAAACCACAGGCUCUCAGGACUCCGAAUCAAGAAGUGCGACAUCCUCAAAAGCUUCCUCACCUAAAAAAAACCAACACAAAGUGCAGGGGCCACAGCAGCCUCUUGAAAGUGCCAAGCAGGACGACGGUGGUCCUCAGGAUGAGGGAGGUGGUCCGUCUGCUCCUCCUGUUGCCCAGCAGCAGGCGCCUGAAACUGAAUGUAGUAAAAAAGACAGCGCCCUCCCCACAGCUCCCAGCACCUCCUCGGUUGAAAAAGCCUGUGCCUCUCUACAGGAGAGCUCUGUCCAGCCUGUAGAGCUUGCCAAGUGCAACAUCAGCAACACAAACACAGAGGAACUAAUAGACGCCGGCCUGUCUGUCCUGAGCCUGGAGUCAGGAGAAACACGCCCGACACACUCCACCAGCAGCGACAAGGCAAGAGAGCAUGGGAAGAUUGUUUGACAUUUUCGGGAUGUAAAUACUGAAACCAAAUCACAGCGACAUAGAGCCUUUGCCUCUUUGUAUUUGCAUUUUUUGCUUCAGGUAACUCAUUUGAGAUGCCCUGUUUAUGGCUUACACUCGAAACCAUGGUUUAAUUUUGCUGUGGUGUGGUUCUACCUGUGGAAGUUUUUGUCUAAAAUUUGAUGACGGAAUGGUGAACGUUUUUUCCUGCUCAAAUACUUUUUACAUCCAAGCACUUUAUUAUGAGUAUAAAAGUACGUGUACUGACACAUUAUUCAGCAUGUUAGUACGCUGCUUGAGUGCAAUAUCAUUGAAUGUUUACAUUUGUAUGAGAAUUUCAAGGUACAUAUCAGGAGGCUAGCUAAUCAGUUACACUUAGAUAGCCCUUGAAGAUAAAGUCCAGCCACCGUCAAAUUAUCUAGUGCCUGAUUCUGCCUUUGAGGUAUUUUCAAUAAGUGAAUUAAAGUCUGUAUUAUAUGAUGAUACAGCAGUGACAGACCUACAGUAGAGACUGAAUUUCUGCACUCAAAACUGUGUGAGUAGAUGUUGUUUAUUAACUGCUUCCAGCAUCAAUCAAUGGCCUUUCACCAAUCAGAAAUCAAUACUCUAUUAAAGGGCACAUUUGAGACUUAUUGUCGUAUUGGCCACUGACCAAGACAUUGUUAAGUUUCUAGGAUAUUACUACUGACAUAAAUGUUUUUUUGUUAUUACGAACAUUUAAAGGGGCACUCCGCUGAUUUUACACAUCAAGCUCGGUUCACUCCUCAUGGUCCGUGCUACUCACCUUGUUAAAAAGGUCGUAUAAUGUCUUCUGUGGCUCUGGAGGAGCUCUAUCCAGUCUGACAAAAUAACCCUGAUGAUGUCAUAGUGAUGUCAUCAAGGUUAUCUCAAUUUGGAAAUCACAGAUUUAACAGAAAGCCUACGUUAAAAAACUGGGGGUGUGGUGUUUGCUAGGCAGAGAUGAUCUAAAGCUGCGUUCAUUUUACCUCGGAAAUCGGAAGUCGGAGCUGGGAAUGACGUCACACCCGAGUUGACCACAUUCCUGUACGACAAGUCGGUAAAACUUAAUUUGGUUUCCUUCAGCCAGGUUAGCCAUUACUAGCAAUAACAGUGACGCACUACACCGAUAUUUUGCUCACACAAAUACCGUAGCAACAUAUAGAAGUUGGACAGUACUUCAGACAGAAGUGCUAAUAAACUGUAUUUUGCUACAGCUUUUUACUGUUGAUGCACGGAGCAGUCGGGGCUGGUGAGGUUCGUCCGACUUUCUGAGUUGGAAAUCCGACUUCAGGGGGCGUCCCGGUUGAAAUUUCUGACUGGGAACUUGGAAAUUCUGAUUUCCCAGUUCAAAUGGAACGCAGCAUAACAAAGAAGUCCUAUCAAGUUGGAUUAUGGGAAAUGUAGUAUCUAGGGUUUUUGGAGCUCGACCCAUGCUAGGGACUGAAAGACAGGAUAUCUCGGCCUCUGCUACAUAGAAACAGACUAUUCUUCUUUUAAUGUGUCUCCAAAGUCCACAAACUUUAUAUAAAUACAGAUCUAAAUCUCUGGAGUACCCCUUUAAUGUUAAGCUAAUAGUCAGCUACUGUCAAAAUCCAUAUUGCUGGCAUCAAAAUAAUGUGGUUUGACGAAUAAUCAAUGACACUGUGGAGAUAGAAUCUCAAACUUGCCCUUUAACACAUUGUUGUUCCAUAAAGUUGGCACAGUUUUACAGCUGAAUCCCAAUUAUCUGGUCUUCCUCAGACUCUUAUUAUAUGUUUCUAGGCACUUAAUAUGGAAUUGUAAUAUAUGUCUGUAAUUUUACAAAUUUGAACAAUGAAUAGCAAAGACUUUAAAGUCAACGUUUUGUGAAUCAAAAAUAAUUUGAGAAUUACAACAUUAUUUUCUUUAAUAGUUUGCUCAUGCUGUUUUUAAACAACCAGUGUUAAGCGUCCCAGUACGUAACAGCCUCCAACCAUUUUCUCUGUUGAGGCUUUUGGCCCCUGUGGGACCGACAGACUUCAAGACAGUCAAAACACUGGGAUUCAGCUGCAAUUCCCUUUUUGCAUUGUAUUGUAAUUUCUUCUCUUUUAUAAUAAUGAAAGACGGCUGAUAUUUUUGAAAAGCUUCAAGAAUUUAGCCAGUUGUUGUGCCUUGCAUAUUGGCUUCUUCAAAUAUUGAAGGUAUACCUUUAUUUCAUGGCUUGAACCAUAGCAUACACUAGUGUUACAUGUACUGUACUAACAGUUUAUUUAUUUGCCUCUCCAUUUGGACAACAGAAUGUUAACCAGAAUGAUUUUACACAUCUAAAACUGUUUUAAAACAAUGUCUCUGUGCAUUAUAGUAGCUGUUUUUUUUUUUUUCUCUGUGACAUGUAUGGUUUUUAUUUAUUGCCAGUUUAUGAUUUUAUUUUUGGUAUCAAGUGACAACCAUAACAAGAAGCCUUACAAGAACUCUGUCCUCCUUUUUUUGGCUUUUUGUCAAUGCAACAGUAGUAAACAGUUAUGUAAGCAAGUAGAGAACAUAGUGGACAUGCUGUGAGCUGCGGGGCCCUGUCAGCUUCAAUUGUGGUUACAUAAAAUACAAAUCAUCAGGAGCCUAGCACACAGGGAAAACAAAGUCACAAGCUUUGAGGCCAGUCUAGCCAUCAAGAAAAAAAGUGUGCUGUUUCUGAAUAGGGGCCUUAUUCUAUAUUAUAUAUGGAAUUUGAAUGGAUGGUAACAGAAACAUCUGUUUGAAAAACAGGUCGUACAGAUUACCUCUGAAAUAUUUGAAAUUCCCUGUGGGAUUUAAUUUAGUCAAAUGAAAUUUAGGACCUACAACCAUAGAGCAGUUGUGCAUUUGUCCUUGUUUAGCAUUUAGUUGUUAGACAUCUGUCACCUUGCUUAAAUGUCACAUUUAGGAGGUGGUUGUGAUUGUCUUGCUCCACCUUGCUGUGUCCACUGCUGUCCUCCAUGUUUUCACACACACUCAUAAGGAAGGAAUAAUUGUGAGUGCCUGUGUAUGAGUGUGUGUUUGUGUGUGUGUGUGUGUCAAGGUGUGAUCCCUGCUAAUUUAAAUCUGUGUGCAACAUAGCUUACUGUAGAUCAGUUUGGAAGAAGGCAUACAGAACAUCAAUAAAGUUUUUCUGUAUUUCAAAACACUCAAA
Molecule: messenger RNA, 5057 nt
Organism: Sebastes umbrosus (honeycomb rockfish)
Lineage: Eukaryota; Metazoa; Chordata; Actinopteri; Perciformes; Sebastidae
Product: coiled-coil domain-containing protein 9B
Exons: 14
Coding region: 245-1933 (562 amino acids)
Source: RefSeq, a predicted model, not a curated record